AUGGGCGAGUUCUCGUACAGCCGCGCAGGGCCGGAUCGCUGCAAAAAGUUGCGGCUCAGACGGCUGACUUCCCGAGCCUUCAUCGGCUUCGUGUGCUUCUUCGGGGUGGCCUUGCCCUUGAUCUGCCUCGUCACCGCCCUGCUGCACUACAACAAGUAUGAGAGGUGUAAGCACCAUGUGCGGCAGCUGCGCUUGGAGUACCAGCGCGAGCAGCUUGAGAGAGAGCUCGCAGCUGGGGAGGAGGAAGCCGAGGCCCGGCCGGAGCGGCGCAGCGGACAAGCCACUCCUCCGGCCACCAGCAGCCAAGGUUUGGUCCGCAGUGUCACCCCGGUGGAGACCAAUUACCAGGCGCUGUCUGGGGAGCCUCGGGCAGCCGGCUCUCAGGGCAGGAGCUCCGUGGGCAACCUCACCUACGCGGCGCCCGAGGCUUUCCUGCGGCCCUCCUGA
Molecule: messenger RNA, 447 nt
Organism: Effrenium voratum
Lineage: Eukaryota; Dinophyceae; Suessiales; Symbiodiniaceae
Source: the annotation of a GenBank genome assembly